AUGGCGAUACAUUUACCUUUCCAAAGUUCGACCACGGAUGACAUGUCUCUUCAAAAAUAUAAAUCUUUAAUUGUGCAUAUAUCAUUCCUGUUGAGCAUAAUAACAAUGUGCGUUUCGCUGGCGUUAGUAAUUGUGGCUAGUUUCCUUUCAAGAGAUGAAGGCUCCACGUAUGUAGACUUAAACAUAAAUGAGGGGGACGGCACAGGGCCCAGUACUUACGUGUACGUACGAAAUGAUUCACCCUCCCUUGCGUUGCAGCUAGAGGCGAAGAAAAGCUCCAUCUCCGUAGACGUUUCCAUGCGGGAAAAUGAAGGGGAAGAACGCGAAGAAGGUGCAGUAAACGAAGCAAGGGAAAUUAACAACUCAAGUGGUCAGACGAUGCAAGAUGGGGAAGAAUUGGUUGUCUUUGAUGGAGACCCCCACUCACUGCCAAAAGGAAACUCAAAAGGGGAUGAAUUAAAUCUUACUGGGAAGCAAAAUAAAGUCAUACGCAUAGUGAUGAACUGA
This is a messenger RNA of Plasmodium coatneyi, 507 nucleotides long. RefSeq lists its product as uncharacterized. The transcript has a single exon. The record is from RefSeq and is a predicted model, not a curated record. Bases 1 to 507 code for a protein of 168 amino acids. Lineage: Eukaryota; Apicomplexa; Aconoidasida; Haemosporida; Plasmodiidae.